CGCGGGGUAGCGGCUCGGCGGAGCCGGCGGCCGCGGGGAGCUGCGCGUAGCCGCGCUGAGGCGUCGCGUCCUGUCCCGCCUCCGCUGCGGAGCGCUGCGUGGCGGGCACCUGGAGAGGCGGAGGAUAUUAUCAGCAUUUUGAUGGUACCUCUGGCAGGCAUGAGUCCUGUGAGCCUAUUCUGAGUUGUGGAGGUGAAAUGAGAUCAGACAGGAAGUUGAGGAGAGAUGCUUGUACAAUGAAAAUGGUCAUUACCAGCAGCUCUGAUAACCUGCCUUGAUAGUGAUCUUGGCUGAAUGACUGAAUGUGAAACGGUCACGAAGACUGUUCUCUCUGUGUCUUAUGAGUUGUCAAGUAACAGCUGCUGUGGGCUGUGAUCUCUUGAAGCCCAGCAGGAUUCUGGAUUGCUGAGGUUUCUGCAGCAGGGCUGGUCCAAACUGAGAACAGCUCAUGUUGCUACAUGGACAUGAAGCCUUUUGGGAAGGCUUUCAAGUGGAAGAGCUAGUAGACUGCUUUGAAGUCAACACGAACUUCUGUGACAAAAAGAACCUGGAGGACCUGUGAUAGGGAGCAAGUGUUUUCAGAUACCUGAGCUAAAUCUUAGCAGUGCUUUUCUGCCAUCUGCUGCAGAGCAGAAGAUUAUCAGACAUGUCAAUAGCACUGAAGCAAGUCUUUAAUAAGGAUAAGACUUUUCGUCCAAAACGCAAGUUUGAACCUGGAACCCAGAGGUUUGAGCUACAUAAAAGAGCUCAGGCCACUCUGCACUCAGGUGUGGACUUGAAAGCAGCUGUACAGUUGCCCAGGGGAGAAGACCAAAAUGACUGGGUGGCUGUCCAUGUUGUUGACUUCUUCAACAGGAUCAACCUCAUUUAUGGAACUAUCUGUGAGUUCUGCACAGAGAGGACCUGCCCAGUGAUGUCUGGAGGCCCUAAGUAUGAGUACCGGUGGCAGGAUGACAUGAAAUACAAGAAGCCUACAGCGCUGCCGGCACCGCAGUACAUGAAUCUCCUCAUGGACUGGAUUGAGAUGCAAAUCAACAACGAGGAUAUAUUUCCUACAAGUGUAGGUGUUCCCUUUCCAAAGAACUUCCUUCAGAUCUGCAAGAAGAUACUUUGCCGGCUUUUUCGGGUGUUUGUUCACGUCUACAUUCAUCAUUUUGACCGUAUCAUCCUCAUUGGGGCCGAGGCCCACGUCAAUACCUGCUACAAGCAUUUUUAUUACUUUGUGACAGAGCUCAACCUGAUAGACCGCAAAGAACUAGAGCCUUUGAAGGAGAUGACAACCAGGUUGUGUCACUGAAGAGCCACUCACGGAAGAGAACAUGUCCAGUUUCAUCCUUGCUGCAGAGUUCCAGAACAUGGCAGCCUUUGCAGAAUGCAUCUGCUUUCAAUCCAAGAAAGCAGAAAAGAUGGGAACUGCAGUUACUUUCACAAAAGUUUUCCACUACUGUCAGUGUUCCUAACCCAGAGAAUGCUGCUAGGAACCUCAUCCAGCCGACAUGAGGGAAAGAAGAAUCGACUUCAUAUUAAUCCUAGCUUCUUCAUUAAGGCUAAGAACCUCUUGAGGCGCACGUAAUGACUGACCAUGUUCCUGCUGCUAAAGCCCUCUGAAAUUCAGGUCCCUGGGCUGACCUCCGGAUCCACUGUAUUCAAAUGAAACUAUUACUAGCUGCAAUGUUGUUUUCUUUUUAUUUUGCUCCUCAGUUUAUGCUUUGUUUCCUAAAUGAAGUGGAAUAUCAAGUCAGUCUGGAGUUACAGAGAACUUACCUGAACAUCUCCCAUCCAUCACCAGACCACUCAAGGCUUGGCUGCUGUUCCCAAAUGCCAGAGAGCCUUGUGUUUCCACAAACACAGCCCCGUCCUUUUGCUGACCGUAGAAUUGCAGAAUUGUUUGUGUUGAGAGGGACAUUGAGAGUUCAUGUAGUCCUACUCUCCUGCAAUCAAAAGGAACAUCUGCAAGGACAUCAGGUUACUUCGAGCCCGAUCUAGCCCUGACCUUGCUGACCUCAUCAACAGCUUGUGCUUCAUUGCAAUGCCUAAUGGGGUGAUGGAGGGUCAGCCUCUGAUCUCAGCUACAGGAGCUCCAGACACAGCCCUGCAAUGUUGAUGUCUGUCUUCAAAUUCUUACUGUGACUGACGGCAAAUCUGCUCAGUGUUUCUGCAUUACAUAAGAAAGCAACUAUAUUGUCAGCAUUUCCUGAAAUACCCUACAAAGUGCACCAGUGCGUGAUGUAACUUGAUGUCCUAUGAUCCCCUUAGAGGAAGGACAGCUUUCAUUCUCCCAAAUGUUUAAUCUUUUCAGGGGAAAAGAAAUUUAAUUUUGGUAACUGGGAGGAAGAUGAGUAAAGAUGAAUAGUGUAACUGUCAGGCCAGGAGGGACUGAGCAAAGGACUCUUUUGCAUCUGAAUUGUGCUAGCAGUGUGGCCUUAUUUCUGCACUGGAGAAUAUUUCUCCCCAGUUCUUAGUCCAACUUAACACAUUGGUGAACAGCCUGGAGGGAUGUAAACACGGUAGAUCCAGUCUUCUGUGUCAAAUAUACCCUGAUGAAAGGCUUUCUUAAAAAAAAAAAAUAAAAAAAAAGAAACAAAAA
Molecule: messenger RNA, 2587 nt
Organism: Tympanuchus pallidicinctus (lesser prairie-chicken)
Lineage: Eukaryota; Metazoa; Chordata; Aves; Galliformes; Phasianidae
Gene: MOB3B
Product: MOB kinase activator 3B
Exons: 6
Coding region: 647-1297 (216 amino acids)
Biological process (GO): signal transduction; positive regulation of protein phosphorylation
Cellular component (GO): nucleus; cytoplasm
Molecular function (GO): protein kinase activator activity
Source: RefSeq, a predicted model, not a curated record